Molecule: messenger RNA, 9853 nt
Organism: Dunckerocampus dactyliophorus (ringed pipefish)
Lineage: Eukaryota; Metazoa; Chordata; Actinopteri; Syngnathiformes; Syngnathidae
Gene: adgrd2
Product: adhesion G protein-coupled receptor D2
Exons: 25
Coding region: 370-3561 (1063 amino acids)
Biological process (GO): cell surface receptor signaling pathway; adenylate cyclase-activating G protein-coupled receptor signaling pathway
Cellular component (GO): membrane
Molecular function (GO): G protein-coupled receptor activity
Source: RefSeq, a predicted model, not a curated record
UUGCUGAUUGCCCGCCAGUCUUGAUACUUCUGCUGGAUAUGUUGGACGUUGAGGCAGAGGUACUUGAUGACGAGUCUGGAUGGAUUUACCUGCAGAUGCCCUACACGUGUGGAUUGUGUUUCCAGAUUACUUAGAGAGUGACGUUCUGCUGUUUUGAUUGAAAAAAGCGGACCUAAGUUUUACUGAUGCUAUGACUCGAAACCUGUGUGUUCCAGAUUUUUUGAAAGCAACCUGGUGGCUUCCAUCCUGUCUGAAGUGGAAUGGAAUAGCUGUUUCUUUACAGUCUUUGAAACACUGAUGAAAGUGACGUGAACCAGGACUAAAUUGGACAAGGUUUUUGUUUUAACUGGACACUAGACUGAUUUAGAGAUGACUGGAGCCUUGCAUGCUGGACUAAUACUCUUUACUGUUGUGGUUGUGAGUGAGAGUGAGCCAACACCUGUUGGGACCGACAGAACAGGAGACUUGCAUGGACAGUCCAGAUUUGUCCACUUAACCUCACAGUGGGCCUUGGUGCUGGUCAACGACUCGUUAGACAUCUUCAGGGCUGAGAGUUCCUGCAGAGGCCAGUUCAGCUCGCUUUCCACCCUGGACCAAUCGGAGGUCCGUGAGGGGGCAAUGGACUUACUGCGGCAGGCUCGACUCCAGUCACCGGUUUGGAUCAACAGCACUUCCGAACUGCCCUCCAAGCCUUUGCCCCUCUCUAAGCAGUAUUUGCAGUUUGCAGCUCUAAACUUCCCCAAAACAUCCAGAGAGGGCUUUGCUCGCAUCAACAGGUCCUUCCCGGCUUUAUCAUCAAUCAGUGUUUGCGUUCGUGUUCAGUGGGACCCAGAAUGGAAUGAAGUGUCCACCAUCUUCUCCUAUGCUGCUCCCGUCUUUACCAAUGAGUUCCAGCUACGGGGUCAGAAGGACAUGCAGGGCCGAAUCGUGCUGGCACUCAUUGUUCACGGGAAGCACCUUCCGUAUAAAGCAUCUUUUGCUAACGAUGGCGCGUGGCAUCACAUCUGUGUCACAUGGAGCAGCAGCCUCUGGGCUAUCUAUGUGGACGCGGAAAGAAAGGACAUGGGAUUGGGCACAGAUACUUCCAGAGAUAUCCAUGCUGAUGGGAUACUUAUUCUGGGUCAGGACCAGGACUCAUUUGGAGGAAAUUUCACAGAGCCUUUUUUUGGAAAUAUUACCGACUUAAAUGUUUGGAAUACUUCCCUGGAAAGCCGCCACGUUCGUGCUUUAAAUGGAUGUUCAGCCAUGAGUCAGGUCAUGCUCUUCAGCUGGAACCUGGGCCAUGUGAUCAGUCACCCAUCGGUCAAGGAAGUCCAGGCCCUUCUGUUUUGUCCAGCAAAGCACCAGCAGAUGGAACUGCAAGGCUGCAUAACGCUGCAGAGCCAGUCAGACCAGCACCUUCUGAUGGGGUUGACAGACUGUUCUGAGCCACUUCCCUUCAUCUGCAUGAGUAGCAGAGAGCGUUACCUGAAGAUGAAGCAGAUCAGUGACUCCCAGAGCUCUCAGCCCACUGCAUUUAUGAAUCAUCUGAUGAAGCUUUCCAACAACAGCCAGGCGGUCCUGGGCCAGCAGCCAUCAGGACUGAGCAGCCUCGGUGAAGCCUCGGCCCUGCUCGACGUGUCCGUCCAGGCUCUUCAGGACACAAGGCAGGAAGGACUGCAGCCAGAGGACAUGGUUUCUCUCAUCCAGCUGCUGUCACUGGCUGCUGAUGUCCCUCUCCAGCCGACCGACGGGGCCAACCACAGCGAGGAGAGCGUCCAGGAGCUCAGCCAGCACUUCAUCAGUGUGGCCGACAGCGUCAUCAGCCAGGACAAUGCCUUCAAGUGGCAAGCCAUCAAAGAGGUGGUGAAUGGCCCCAUGGAUGUGGUCAAGAGUAUUGACCGGAUGGUGACCAGCUUGAGCCCCCGCUUGAUGGCAGAGAGUGAUCACGUGACGUUUCAAAGCCCCAACAUCAAAUUAGCAGUGCAGCAGCAGCGGCUGUGGGAACCAACCAAGGGAUCAAGUUUCUGUGGACCUGAGAGUGAGAAACACUCCAAUCCAGACUGCAUUUCAGUCCCUUAUCAGAAAAUACAGGAUCUCCAUAAUAACGGAUUCCAUAAACUCACCUUAGUCAACACCUGGUAUGGUUCUUUGCGGCCUCUUUUCAAUCCUGAAGAAAACAUCAGCAUGGUCCCUACUGUCACCGAUGGAAGCCAGAGGUAUUUGGGUACCAUCCUGGGCUCCUCUGUCAUAUCCACCACUGUGCUGGGAGACGAUCAACCCGUCAGCACUGCGGUCCGCUUUCAGCUCCAUCACAAAGUACAGAACUCUGCUGGGGCUGUGUACGAGCCAGUGUGCGCCUUCUGGGAUUUUACCCUUACUCCAGAGGCUGGCGGGUGGUGGAAUACCAAAGGGUGCAAGGUUGUUUCCAAACAAUAUGACUACACUGUGUGCUACUGCAACCACACCACCAAUUUUGCAUUGCUACUACAAGUCUACGAAGAUCAGCCAAGCCCAGAAAACAAAAAAGCUCUGCAGGUGCUGACGUUCAUUGGCUGUGGAGUGUCUCUGUGUGGCCUCCUCUUCACCUUCAUCCUUUUCAUUGUUGUGGGGGUUCCUAAAUCGGACCGUACCACUGUCCAUAAGAACCUGAUUUUUGCUCUCGGAGUUGCUGAACUGCUGUUGAUGUGCAGUGACUGGGCGUCUGCCAAUGAGGCCGCAUGCUUUGUUGUGACUGCACUGCUCCAUCUCUUCUUCAUGGCCUCGUUUUCCUGGAUGCUGGUUGAAGGUUUGCUACUGUGGAGCAAAGUCGUGUCUGUCAAUAUCAGUGAGGACCGCAGAAUGAAACUGUACUACGUCAUUGGCUGGGGACUACCCAUUGUAAUAGUUGUGGUAACACUGGCACUGACAGUGAACGAGUACAAGGCCGACGGCCACUGCUGGCUCAAUCUGAAGACGGGCACCAUCUGGUCUUUUGUUGGACCUGUAGUAUUUGUCUUGGCGGUCAAUUCAGUUGUCCUGUGCCGGGUUGUCAUGGUGACUGUUUCCAGUGCUCGCCGCCGUGCGAAGAUGCUCAGUCCACGCUCAGCAUCGAAAAUGCAGACCUUUGACCUCACCUGGGCUGUGACUCGACCAGUUCUCAUCCUGCUGCCUGUGCUGGGUCUGACCUGGCUGUGUGGCGUACUGGUUCACCUAUCUAUUGUAAUUGCUUAUAUCUUCACUGCUCUCAAUGCCUUCCAGGGCCUGUAUAUUUUCUUGGUUUAUGCUGUUUACAACAGUGAGGUGAGGAAUGCCAUAAAGAGGAUCAAAGAAAAGAGAAAGGCCUUAUCUUUCACAAACUGUUCCCAGCCAACAACCUUCACACCAUCUCAAAGAGCUCCGAAAACAUCCUGGGACCGUAGUCCACCGACUCCCUCCAGCCCUGAGACCAGCGAGACCUCCGGACCCCCCAGUUCCAUCUGUACUUCGCUGGUUAUCAAAAAUGAGAGUUUCAGAAAAGAGGGCUUUGUGGGUUUUGCAUUCAAGCCCACGUCAGGGAACCAAGUGGUCCAGCUCACAGCAUUUAAGCAAUCAGGUUGCUGAAUUGCAAAUGGAGUCCAUCCUGAUGCCCAGUGUUUUGUGCUCUCGCAUCACACCGGAUCACACAGUUGGGAGUGCACACAAACACAAACACAAACACACACAAACACUCACACAUACCGCUGGUGGAGAUGAACCUCACAAUGAAGAAUUGUUGAACCUUUGCUUCCACUGUUGCUGUUUGGAUACGCAUAAAGCCACACCUUCACACCGUCAUGCAUAUUACACAUAUAAAGUAAAUAAUUACUCCGAUUUUGUGAUCAUAUGGCUUUUACUGCAGGAGUGUCCAAAGUGCGGCCUGGAAGCUCGUUUUUCGUUAUAAAAAGAAAAUGAAGAUCGCUUAUUACAUUAAUUUGCUUUGUCACCUAAAACACAGGACCUAUGCAGUAGUUGCAGAGGUUGUGUCACUGUUGGAUCUUACGGAGGCUCUAAGUAGAGCUUCAAAAUGCAAAAAGAAGAAAUGGGAGUGAGACAAAAACAUUUGGAGUAAGCAAUUUAUUGUAAACAACCAUGAACGCAAAAUAGGCUGUUCAUCAGCUGAUCAAAAGUUUAAGACAGUAGCUCAAAAAAAACCAAAACCCACCUAAAAUAGUAAUACCAUUUUCAAAAACGGACUCAGUAAUGAGUUGCAGCGCCAUUCUUGUCACCUCAGAAAUAGGUUUAUGCUUGAUGCCAGUGUUUCCAGGAGGCUAGUGGGAAUGUUGCUCCAGGUGGUGAAGAUGGCUUCUCGGAGGGUAUCCAAUGUCUGGAACUGAAGUCCAUUUUUGUAAACUUCCCUUGCCAUCCAUCCCCAAAUGUUCUCAUUUGGAUUUGGAUCAGGGGAACACGCAGAAUGGUCCAAAAAAGUGAGGUUAUUCCUCUGGAAGAAGAGCUUUGGCAUUGUGUGUCCUGUUGAACAAAGCCAGUCAUUACCACACAGACGAGGGCCUUCAGUCAUGAGGGAUGUCCCCUGCAACAUUUCCAUAUAGGCAGCUGCCGUUUGACGCCCCUUCACAACCUGAAGCACCCCAGACCAUGACGGUGCCCCCUCCACUGUGCCGUGUGGAAAACAUCUCAGGUGGGAUCUUCUUUGUCAUGCCAGUAACGUUGGAAGCCAUCAGGACCGUCAAGGUUACAAUUUUUUCUCAUCAGAGAAUAAAACUUUUUUCCACCUUUCAGUGUCCCAUGUUUGGUGCUCUUGUGCAAAUUCCAAACGGGCAAUUUUGUGGCCUUAAAUGAGACAAGGCCUUUGGAGAUGUUUUUUUUCUUCUUUUCUUCUUUUCUUCUCUCGCAGAUGCCAUCUGAUGGUUAUUGUACUGCACUCAGCACCAGUAACAACCUUCAUUGGGGCCAAGGAUGGUCCCAUGUUUUGAUGGACAGCCAAUUAGAUCCUUUGGCUCCGGGUCAUUUUGACAUUUUGACAUUAUUUUGGGUCUACCACUUGACCUUUUUGUUCUUUGAAGAAGUUUCAAGUGACUGUCAUACUACGUCCAAACUCAGCAGCAAUGCUGCGAAAGACCUUGUUUAUGCCGCUCAGCAAUCCGACCGCGUUCAAAGAGAAAAACUUUUCGCCUCUGCCGUGAAGAGAUCAUGACAAUAUGAAUACCUGACAGAAAAUGACAUAGAAUCCACAUUUCUUUGAUUCCACAGGCUGUGGUCUUAAACUUUUGAUCAUCUGAUCAACAACCCUAUUUCACUUUCAUGCUUGUUUGCAAUAAAUUGCUUACUAAAAAAUAUUUUUGUCCUACUCCCAUUUUUUCUUUUUGCAUUUUGAAGCUCUACUUCGAUCCAACAGUGCAAAAUGUAAAUUCUUGCCAUUUCUCAGCUGGUCUUAAAAUUUUGAUCAGGAGUCUGUCAAGCUGUAUCAGAGCAUACACACACAAGUUGAAAUUAGCAAUUGGCGGCUUUCGGUGCAGCGAGAUGAUUUCCUGUCCAUAAACGUCCUACUUAUGGAGUUUAUAACCACAAAAUGGCAGGUUUUUUGGAUUGGUUUUAGCAUCUUAAUGUACAAAAAUGAUCAAAUGAUCUACCUUGUAGCUGUACCCUGGCUGGGAGACGUUUGGGCACCCCUGCUUUAAUGGCAUAAAAUACAGAAAUGGACACGUUAUGUUUAAUGUUCCAGUAAAGAGUGUCAGAAAUCAUGAAAAGCAUUAUUAUCAUAUUGACCAGAAUAUAAGAUGGUGUUUUUUCCCGACAAAAUAGUGUGGAAAAGACAUCUUACACGCAGGACAGAGCAGAGAGACACUACAUUUCUCAUAUAUUUGUCAUUUCUGCGUGCUCUUUGCUGUCAUUUUUGUCGGUCUGUGUCUUUAGUGUGUGCUACAAAAAGUAGAAAUCUAAGCAAGGUUAAAUAUGUGAAAUCAGCACAGAACAAGAACAUUUUUCAUACUUUUAAGAAAUAGAAUUUCACCAGUGAUGUGCAGUCAGGGAAGCUAGGUGAGGCAGAGCCUCCAUUAAACUGUAUUAUGAAUGUAUUUUCUGUAUCAUUCCAAUUGGUUUUGACGUUUUAUUAAAAAUGGAUACAUUUGCACAUUUCCUGAUCAAAUACAUGGCAGAAACCAAAGAUGGGGCUGCCGUCAGUGCCUCUUUUUGGCUUAUAUUUGAAUCCUCUGCUGAAUGAACUGAAAUGAAAUGAUGGAUGAUUAUAUAUUCAAGCUCACCAGGAGGUGAUCAAAGUUUUACAACAAAGUACCGUAACUUUACCCAGAGAAGGAUAGGGUGCAUGUACUUUAUGUACAAAUAAUAGGUAAGAACACAAACAUUUUUCAGUUGAGAAUGGGACUAAGAAUAUUUAAAAAUUAAUCAAAGUGAAUUAUUGUUCUUUUUCUUGUUAUUCUUUUAAUGAGUCAUUUGUAUUAACAUUUUAAAAACACUCCAAAGGAGUCAUUGCCUCACCAGCCAUGAACCUCACCGCAUGUCACUGGAUUUAACUGAUACUGAAAAGAUGAUUAAAAGAUUCAUUUUGAUAUAAAUAGAAAGCCAACAAACACUUUAAAUGUGUUAAAAAAGUGCCCUAUACAGCUUUGUGUUUGUCUUGGAACUCAGUAAGUCCCUAAGUGACGUACAAGAAAUGUAAUGUAAUGUAAUGACCUUAAUGGUCAUUGACCUUAAAGGUCAUUACAUCCCAUUGAUGAGACAAACGCCACCUACUGUACAGGACAGGAAGUAAAAAAGUAACAACAAGGAACGUCUCCCAAUGCUAACAUGUGAGUCGAUAUUAUGUCUUAUUUCUGUCUUAUUUUCUGUUAUAAUGCCUAUCAUAGUGGGUAAUAGGACUUAAUGAGUUCAAGUCAAGCAGAAAUUUGCACAGCACACUUUGUACACAUUUAAAGUGUUCUCAUGGGUGAAUUGUGUCUGUAUUUUACAUGCAUACUGUGCAGGAAUUAGUCUUUUUUUCUUUUUAAUUAAUAUCCACCGUCGUUAAACCAUCUGUAAUGUCUUGUUGGGAAGUGUAUAUAAAAGCCAGGCGUGCCAGGAUUUGUCAUUAGGAAGUAGUUUAUUGAAUAACCUUGGAUUUUUUUGUCCAUGCAUGCGUAAGUGUAAAUGUUGACAAGAGAAAAAAAGCGUUUUUACACUUGACAAAUCACUGUGUGCUGCAUCCCGUCUCUACCAAGCCUAUCUCUGUUAUUCAGGUUGUUAAAUGUUGUGUGGCAUCGUUCAUGACCUGACAUGAACCUGUCCGUCUUGUCUAAAGGUUGUCACGUACAUAAAUCGUCUGACCUAGCAGUGUUUUAGUUACCGAUGUAAAAAAUGUCUAUAAAGUGUGCUCUUUGUUUUAACUUAUGAGUCUCAAAGUGUCAGUACACUUUAAAUAAGUAUACUGUGUACACUGUGUACUUAGUUCUUGAGUGUGCGAAAAACCAUUACUGGACCGGAAAUGAUGGCAGUAGGGGCCUGAGCUACUAAGAUCCCAAAUAAGGAGCGCUAAAUUGAGCCUCCAAAUGUGCUAAAACACAGACCACAAACAGGUUUCAGAUUUGAUAAAUUACAUUUCGGGUUUGAAAUGAUUACUUUGCAUCUCCUCAUCUCAAUACUUUGUGUGUUCUGAUAAUCUGCAUAUAUUCUGCAUAUGUUCUGCAUAUUAUUUGGUGUUAUUUUGGUCACAUGACAGACCCUCUUAGUAAAUCUCUUAGUAUCAAUUUUGCGCGUGUUUUUAUACACGCAAACCUUCAGAAGAUCAGCAUUCACUCAUCAAUGCGUUCGUGCUGACAAGUACCAAAAUGCAGAGUGCCGUCCGUACGCGGAUGUUGCACUCACAGUGCUGGACAUUCUCCACCCUCACUUUGGCUACGGAGUGGACGAGGGAGGGACCAACUCAAGUGGUUACAAUUCACAUUUUAAGUCAAGUCAUUUCCUGCAAAUGUGCAAUGGAGUACAGUGGAUCUCCGCACAUUUGCGAUUCAGCAAAUUUGCAGAUUGUUGGUAGCAUUCACCCGCAAAUUUGCAAAUUGUUGGUAAAAAAAAAAAUUAGAAAUAAGUUUUCGUUUUUGUCAACAAAAACAGUUUUUUUUUUUUAAAGGAAAACUGCACUUUUUUCAAUUUCGCCCAUCAUCCAUAACCCUUAUGUGAGGCAUGAACACAUACGUCUUUCUGUUUUCUGUGGUUCUAAAUAUAGAAAAACAGAUAAAAAAGAGACUGCAUGUAAUGGGCCACGCAUAUUCAGCCUAAAAAGGCUUCUGAAAAAGACUCCAAAAAGCGGCACACAAAAAGUGACAUGCAUAUUAACCAAGCUACAGCGACAUUGUUAUUAUUUUUAUUAUUAAUAUUGUUGCACCGAUCAAACUAAGUUACUAGCGCAUAUUGGACCUGCCGUCACUGCUGCUGUGUUUUUAUUUUUGGGUUUGGAAAAGUUAAGUGGUGUAGGCGUUUGUACGUGCUCACAGCAUGUAUCUAAAACCAUAAAGGAGGUUUUUGGAGGUGCUUUAGCGCCCCUUGUAGGUGGUAUAGGUGUGUCCCAUUACGUGCAGUAAUGAGCUGUCUCUUUUUAUCUGUUUUCACAUGAGAACUGUGGUAUUGAUGGGCAAAAUUGAAAAAAAAAGUGCAGUUUUUCUUUAGGAAAACACGUCUCAUUCACCCUAAAUUGGCAAUAAUUUCUAAAUACAUGAUAAAAUACCGAUAAUACAGCAUAAAAUGGACGGCACGGCACGAUUGUCGUGCUAGCCUGACGACCAGGCUAAAGGCUAGACCGUCAUUCAUUAUCAUUCAUCAGUCAUCGUUCAUACGUGGUAUUUCAGCUGAAGCCCCUGAAAUAUGAGAUUUUGCGAAACGUCAGGCUCUGGAAAAAAAUCUGAAAAUCGAUCCCUGGAAAAUGUGGCAUUUUCUGCAGUUUUUUAUUAUACUAUUAUAGUUCUGUGUAUCAUAUUUUAUUAUGCGUCCCCUGAUGAAGGUGUGGGUGGUUUCCCCCGCCUCCCCGACCACACUACACUGUCAAAAUUCAUACCGCCAGUACACAGUGUACACAGUGUACACAGAGUACACAGUGUACACAGUGUACACAGUGACGUGCCCUGACAGAAGUAUUCCAGUCGACACAGCCCCAGCCGGUCUUUUAAGUCCUCAUACAAUCCAAAUUGUGCUGGUGGUUUUCAUGUUCAAGUACUUUCAUGAUUGUUUGACAUUUGUGGAGUAAAAUUGUAUUUAUCUUUCAGUGUCUUUUUUUUGCUGAACAUUUGUCAAUUUUAGAGGAGGCGAUAGAUUCAUUUAGAACAGGGGCGUCCAAACGUUGACGUGGGGGGUCCAUUGUGAUAUUUCUCAUUUUCUAAAAAGGCUAAUUCAACAUAGCUAUGCUAAUUUUGUGUGUGUGUGUGUGUGUGUGUUAUAGGUGGCUAAAGCCGCUUCUAUUAUUAUUAUUUCUUGUACCGAGUUUUUCUCGCCUUUUUCUGUUUUUAUUGUUGAUUUUUUUUGUAUUUUAAAGGAUACAUUUGCAUAUUUUCGAGAUUUUGUUUUUACUUACUCAACUGGAAUACCUUCAAUGUGAUUUCUAACAUCAGGUGAACCCCAUGCAAUUUAUUCUGUAUUUUUAGACCAAGAAAAAACAAGCCACGGAGCACAAAUGGACCCCGGCCGUUGGUUUGACACCUCUGUCCUAGAAUGACUCCUCCACCAAAAAUGUGAGCGUAAAUGCCAGCUCAGUUGAUUACUUUCUAAAACCAGCAUAAAAUCAUGUUUUUUUUAAUGUUUUGUAAGUCAGACAAGGCAAAGCAACAGCCACAGUAAAAAAGGCGUUGUACACCAUCAUGGCUGCCGUUGAAAGUAAGACAGCCAACAUGCCGGUGCAGCUUUAUUUCAGCAACUUUUAUUGGUGUGAUACUAUUAC